Molecule: messenger RNA, 2468 nt
Organism: Marchantia polymorpha subsp. ruderalis
Lineage: Eukaryota; Viridiplantae; Streptophyta; Marchantiopsida; Marchantiales; Marchantiaceae
Source: the annotation of a GenBank genome assembly
CUCAUUCGGGAGCACACGAAAUGGUUUUGCCGAACCGGUUUGACUCGAUUUCCUGUAGACUAAUUUUACCGUCCUCGGUUCCGGAUGCCAAAUACCAAGUCCAUCUGGUUUCGGUGUCGUGACAUUACUUUCAAGGCUCCAGACUUUUGAGCUUUCCAGUCCUGGCUAGAAAUGCUUCAAUCCGAAGACACGGGCGGACGGAACUUCGUAAGAAUGUAGAGAAUUGCAUUCAUCCGGCUGAAUGUCUCCAAAGUAGUCCGGACUCGGCAGAGAGCCGAGUGAGUGCACGGAAAGAACGAUUUGAAAUUCAAACCAGGAAGCAGGUUUAGCGAGGCUCCUAGGUUUGAAGAAGGCGUCGGAAGGCGGUCAGACGGAACCGCGGAGGACGACGAACGAGAAGCUUCUUGAGGAAGGAACGCUGGUUGGUGGCGGUCCUCGCGGGCGGGGCCCGCAGGGGGGCGUCCCAUUGGGCCGGCCGUGUCCACAUCCUGUCGGGCGAGAAUGAAUGCAGUGAGCGAAAUUAGCGUCUUCCGCAACAGAUGGCGAUACAGUAGCGAGGAAUUCAAGUUUCUAACCGACUGCUCUGCAAACCUUGCCCAAUGUUUGUUUGAAACCCUGUAGCGUGAGCGCGUAGAGGCUUCCGCAAGAGAGGCGUCCAUCGAUGUUCUUCCUCUUCUUCUUCGCCAAUUGUUCGAAUCGAAUCAGGUCUUGCACGUCGAGGAGCGCGCAGGACGUCGCCGCUCGGAAAUUGCUCGAAGGGCGCCUUUCUUAGCCGUCUGUGCGCUCGCGGAGCUAGUGAUUUGUGGUUACAUGCUCCGGUGAUCUCUCGUAUAAUGGAAGGCGCGGAGGCGAAGGAGAGGAAUUCGGGCCCGAGUCCGAGCCCCGGGUGCGCGGAGAAACCUGCAAUUAUGCCGAGGAGGAAAUCCCGCAGGCUGAGCUUGUCAAGCCAGGAGGGCUCGUCUGUGCUGUAUACCUCGUCCGAGGGAACCACCUUCCGUCUUGAUCACGAGGCAACUCGACAGGAGGAGAUUGCGGAGUUUUUGAGACGAAAUGUGUCUUCUACAUCUGAUUUAAAAAGUUUUGCCGACAGCACACUGCGUUUGCUGAAGGAAAUUUGCAGGACUGCAGAUGCGAGAGGAGAACGAGUGAAUGUACAGAUUCCGUCCCCUGAAGUACUUAACACCAUCAGAAAUGUCGUUGAUGAUCUGAUUGAAGAUGUCAAGGAGGUGAGGAUGAAAGUCCUUAGCAGGAAAAAGGUGACUUCCCGGGAUCCUUCUGUCAUGUCAAGGAAGGUGCAUGGGUGUGAAAAUGGAAAUUCUGUGGUGCAUACGAUGAAUGUCAAUUUAAAGGAUGAUGAACUGAAACCUCAGUGGCAAGAUUCAGAGGCAGAGGCAGAGGCGGAUGCAGAUGCAGAGGUGGAAGUGAAGAUUGAACAAGGAAUGGGUGCUAUUGGGCCGGAUGAUGUUAUCCGGACAGAUGUCGUGAUCAAUGAUCUCUCAUGUUUGGCAAGUCAGUUGGGUAAGAAGAAGGCUCUCUUGAGGAGAAAGAGAACUCGAGUGAUGUGUCAGGCUUGCCUGAUUAAACCUCGUCGUUCUGUUAUUCUUGGCUGUAAGCAUUCCAUGUAUUGUAGCCCGUGUCUUAAUGAUCCGGACAUGAAGGUCAACAAUUGUCCCGGAUGUGGAGAGAAAAUUACUGAUAUUGUCUACUGCAAUGUAAGAUAAAACGGUUGAGAUUAUCUUCAGUUUUCCUUCAGAACCUUAGAUGAAACAGAGCUUUCGUUAAGAGGUUGGAGAAUGUGACUGGCAGUAGUAAACUUGAAGUGUUGGCACAGACGUUUUUUUUUGUAUAGAAUCACAGAGCUUGUGAUACCGGAGCUGAAGUACAUCGUCAGGAAUUUGUCUAGAUAUGUACAGAAGUUUUGAUAGGAGAACUCGAUGAUAAAAGAUUUUCCGUAGGUGUACAGAUCAUUCUGGGAGGUCUUCCAAUUGGUUUACUUAGCAAAUCGAUGGAGAGAAAUAUUAACAGCUUAGGAACUGCAUGGUCCAAUCAAUGACUUUAUUCUUUAGCGGCACUAAGCAGCGAGGUACAGAGAGAUGAGUUUACGGCAAAAGAGGAGUUAGUGGACAUCUUUUGAUGACUUGUUACGGCGUAAGGUGUCACGAUGGUUUGUUGUGAUCUAAUGAGUUUCGUCUAAAAGUUUGAUGGAUUUCAUGUGAAAGUUUGAAUGUGAUCGUUACUUAGAGUCUCAUAUUUUUAUAGUUCCAUUUACAUCUUAUGAAUCAAGUUGUAUCAACUUAUCAAAGCUGUGAUUGUUGUUGAGUAAAAUGACAACGGGAGAUGAAGUCUCGAAUCACUCAAUAACGAAUCUUCAUACGUACAAGUACGGACUAUAAGCAGCGCGCCAGAAUUGAGCCGGAUGUUCGCAAUUCUUCUCCCCUAUAUGUUAACAUGUCGGGUAAUUGCUAAAG